Messenger RNA from Blepharisma stoltei, 657 nucleotides. NCBI's taxonomy places the organism in Eukaryota, Ciliophora, Heterotrichea, Heterotrichida, Blepharismidae. The record is from the annotation of a GenBank genome assembly.
AUGGAUUAUGAAGGAAAGAGAUUUUCCAUGUCUUCCUGUGGGUAUCGAAGGAGAGGAAAUCAUAGGCAAAUUAAAUUAAGCGAAAUUCUUGAUACAAAUUCAAAUGCGUCCAAGGAAUAUGAUAUAGAAAUUUCCCAUAGAUGGCGCUGUUUGCCCUUGAUUUGCCCAUGAGGAAAAUUUUUUGGUUUGACCAAACCAUAUGGUACUGGUCGAACCAAAAAAAUUCCCCAGUGGGCAAAUCAAGAGCAAACAGCGCCAUCUAUGGGAAAUUUCUAUAUAAUUAAAAGUUAUAGUCCUACUUCUCCUUAUAGGGCUGCAGAUAAUGCAAAAAUAUUUCAGCCUUGUUUUAGUAGAAGUUAUAAUUAUUAUUCUCAAUUGCCUAGUGCUACCAUUUCUAUGAAAAUCAAACCAGUUACACACAGAAGACAUAAAAGUGAUAUAGGGGCUAUUGAGAAAAAAGAAGAAAAUAAUAGGCCGAAAUCAAGCUUAAAGCUAGAUGAUAUAAUCAAAGCAGAAAAAUAUGGGACAAAAAUUACUGGAAAAUUCGUGAGGAUACAGCUAGGAAAAUCAACCCCAACCCCUGCACCUAGUAAAAAAGAUAGUCGGCCUAAAACUUCUUAUAUAGCUCGAAUCCCUAUUGUGCACUAUGAAAAAUAA